UAAUUAGUGUGAGAUGAACAAGUGGAUUGGGAUCGUCUAGUGACUGAAUACGAACAACUUUCAGUAAUAAUCCCUUUUCGAAAUGGCGUCGCAAGUUCUAGACAAAACUGGUUUAGCGUUUUCUGGCGGUGGAGUCCGUUCAGCAGCCUUCUGUUCUGGUGUUCUACGAAGAUUACUACAAAAGAGAGUCACCAUCGACUAUUUGAGUAGCGUAUCUGGUGGUGGGUAUACAGCCGCGUCGUACAUGGACUGGAAAUACCGUCACGGCAAAAAGGAUGAUCCAGACUGGCACCAUGCCUACUUCGAGAAUUUACGAAAAUAUGCUAACCCUCUAUGUGAUUGCUUCAAUCCAGCGCGCGGGAUUGUGGAUGGUGUUCUGAUGGUGCUCGUUCUUUUUGUUCUUACAGUAGUACUUCCCCUACUGAAAGCAUUCUCGUAUGUUAUUCCAAUUACCUUCAUCGUUGAUUCCAUUGUUGGUGAUAUUCUUCGGAACCAGUUCGAAUGCCGUAAAGAAAACAUAACUGGAAAAGUGAAACGAACUUGCUCUCCGAAGUCGGAUCUUGCAACGUCAAACAUAAUCUGGAUAAUAAUAGUGAUGUUUCUAGUGUUUCUGGUUGUGCACUUGCUCGCCAAAAGAAUGCAUAAACGAAACGCGAAGAACUUACUAACGUACCUCUAUCGCAUAUCAGGAUUCGCAUUCGCUAUGGUCUUUCUCCCUUGGGUUUUGGAAAUUUUUGAAGAGAUCAUACCCGAAUGGGCCGAUGUUUUGGCAGUGGGUGUGGUGUUUGCAGUUUGGAUUGGCUUUCCUUCUUGGAGACACAAGGCAUUUAAAACUCUCAUCAUCUUGGUUUACGCAUACUUUGUUAAGUGGGUCGUCUUUAAGACUCCAAUAGCUGGUAUAAAAUAUGAAGAGCGACUGCACAGGGCACUGGUUUGGGUUUCCGGGGUUCUUUUGUGGCUUGUUCCGUACCUUGGAAUAUUUGAAAUGUAUGGCGGCCAUCUUUUCGAAGAGUAA
Molecule: messenger RNA, 1015 nt
Organism: Exaiptasia diaphana
Lineage: Eukaryota; Metazoa; Cnidaria; Anthozoa; Actiniaria; Aiptasiidae
Exons: 2
Coding region: 83-1015 (310 amino acids)
Biological process (GO): lipid metabolic process
Source: RefSeq, a predicted model, not a curated record